Messenger RNA from Thermothelomyces thermophilus ATCC 42464, 2519 nucleotides. RefSeq lists its product as uncharacterized. The coding region runs from base 1 to 2490 and encodes 829 amino acids. The transcript has 5 exons. Gene Ontology annotation, molecular function: DNA binding; zinc ion binding; DNA-binding transcription factor activity, RNA polymerase II-specific. The record is from RefSeq and is a predicted model, not a curated record. Gene Ontology annotation, biological process: regulation of DNA-templated transcription; DNA-templated transcription. NCBI's taxonomy places the organism in Eukaryota, Fungi, Ascomycota, Sordariomycetes, Sordariales, Chaetomiaceae.
AUGACAAGAGACACGGAUCCAAUGGAUGAGGACAAGGCAGGAGGAAUUUCCGACGCUGCGCCGCCAGCUCCCCAGUCGGGCUCCACUUCGACAAGCGGGAACAAGCAGGCACUCUCUCCAGCGCCCUCAGCUGCUCCUCCGUCAAACCCGGCUGCAGCUCCUCCAGGAGGCCCGAAUUCGGGUACGUCGAAGCGAAAAAGAGGCCUCGGUGUCGUUACACCAAACGCUUGUACCGAAUGCCGUAAGAAGCGCGCCAAGUGCGACGGGAACAAGCCCUGCAGUCGGUGCAAGGCGCAAAAGGAUGUCGAAUGCGUAUAUGAAUUGCCUGUCCGCCAGUCGAAAGAGAACCUCCGUCACGAGAUCGAACAGCUACGCCAACAGCAGCGCAACAAUGAGCGAGUCAUCGCCGCUCUUGUGCGCCCCGAUCUUUGGGAAGAAGUUCUCGCACGCCUGCGCAGCGGCCAGACCGUGGAAUCCAUCUCAGAAUGGCUUGCAGGGACCACCCCUUCCGGAGGCGGCGCGUUACCGUCGAUCACCCGCUUGCUGAACCAAGGGAGCGCUGCUCCGCCAACCUUAUCGGGUUACGGAGCUGCCGCUUCGAGCAGAUAUACGCAACUCCCGCCCGGUAUGAAUGCGCUUAGCCCGGUCAGCAGCCAGCAGCAACACGGUAUCCGGCGCGAGGCGGACCAGCAGAGCCCCUGGCGAGGUCACUAUUCCGCCCAGAAUCGUCCGACCCCGAGCCCUCUCACGGACGCAUCGAGCUGGAAGACGGACGUCCAAAGGCAAGCACGAUUGCGCGUCGGAUCAUGGGUCGACAGUCAAAUCAGCAGCUCGGAACCGGGGAGGGGGCGUACCUUUGGCCCUGUCCUGCUUCCCGACUUCCCUGAGAUGCGAGUCCCCCCAGGAACUUGGACGACAGUAACCAGCGACCCAGCUCUGGUUCAGCACCUGCUGGCCCUCUACUUUUGUUGGGAAUAUCCAACUUUUGCCUCCCUUAGCAAGGAGCACUUCCUCAAGGAUUUCAUGGAGGGCCGGCCCCGGUUUUGCUCGCCGAUCCUGGUCAACGCGCUUUUGGCCCUCGGCUGCCGCUUCUCCCGCCGGCCAAACACUCGAUCCAAUCCCGACGAUCCGCAUACGUCCGGUAACCACUUCUUCAAGGAGUGUCAACGCCUGUUCUACCAGGAGGAGGACCACCACAAACUCACCACCAUCCAGGCGCUAGGCAUCAUGUCCAUUAGAGAGGCCAGCUGCGGCAGAGACUCUGAGAGCUGGUAUUAUGCUGGUCAGAGCAUUCGUCUGGCUAUCGAGAUGGGGCUCCAUCGGCUGCAAGACGACGGGCGGGACGACGACGAGAGUGCAGUCCAAGCCGCAACGUUUUGGGGGGCGUUUGCUCUCGAUCACGCGUGGUCCUUAGCAACCGGCUCACUCCCCCAGUGUUCGUGCUUCCCUCGCCUUCCGCCGAAACCGGCAAUAAUAGACGACAUCGAGGCCUCGCUGCGGAUCCCGUAUACAGAUGACGGCGCGCCUUUACAGAGGUCCUGCGAGCAACCCUCCAACGUCCGCUCUGUCUAUAAGUGCUUCUGCGAGCUUAGCGAACUAGUUCACCAGUCGUUAUACGUUCUUCAUUCGCCUGGCAGGCCGCUCACAAGCAGGGACUUGCUCGCUAUCUAUACUCAAUACCUGAAUUGGUAUGACAGGAUACCGGAGGUGCUGCGCCUCGGGCACAACUUCACCCCGGCCGUCCUAUUCGCACACAUGUACUAUCACUUUGCCAUACUCCUUCUCUUUCGACCCUUAAUCAAGCUGCGAAUCAUCGGCUCAAGUAUAUCCCCGCGCGAUGUCUGCUCGCAGGCGGCCGAUGCGAUUACCGGACUAUUGCGCUCUUAUGCGCAACUUUACACGCUGAGACAAACACCAUCGUUCGUACCAUAUUUUGUCCUCACAUCAUCAAUCAUGCACCUCACUUUAGCGGCGGUGAACUCCGGUACCCGACGAGCCGACAACGGUGGCCCAGCGCAGGGCGAUGACCCUCAGAGGCCGCCGCCCAAGUCGGAUCCUCACGUCGUCGAGGCCAUCGGCCGGGGGAUUGCAGACCUAGCGGAGAUGGCGCCCUGCCAUCAUUUCGCAGAGCAGGCGCUGAAUAUACUAAAGUUCAUGGCCAAGAAGUGGAACAUUGAUGUUGAGAUCAAGAAGAUGGCGGGAGACGAAGCCCGCGAAGUGGAAUUCAACGACGUGGACAAGGCUACACGGCCGGUCGCAGGCAGCCUUAACUUCUUCGUGCCCAACUUUAAGGAAUCGGACUUCAACUGCACGUGGGGGAAUGCGGUCCCGGGCCUAGGCGCAGAUAAAGAAGCCGGAGGCAAGCUUAAGGACGUCGCAGUGACAGCUGACAGCCCGGAGAAUCCUCUGUUCUGGCCAUUCCCUAUGCAAGGCCGUCCCAUGUUGCCUGCUGGGAAGGAGUUAGAGGAGGCCGGGUUCGAGUUAAUCUAGCAAAAAAUCUAAAUGUGAAAAAGAUCGCC